CCUGGACCGCCCAGGCGCCCAUUGAGUGACCAAGAGAAGCACGAGCACGGAAAUAACAUCUCUGAAAAUGGCCCAGCACACUCGGGCGAGUCGCAAGUAUCUCCGGGCGUUCGUGAGCGGGUUCUUCGUGGCCGUGCCAGUCACCGUCACUGUCCUGGAUCGCAUGGCGUACGUGGCCCGGGUAGAGGGGGCGUCCAUGCAGCCCUCGCUGAACCCUGAAGGAGUGUCUGCGUCUGACGUGGUCCUUCUGAACCGCUGGAGCGUGAGGAACUACCAGGUCCAGCGUGGAGACAUCGUGUCCGUACUGUCCCCCAAGAACCCCCAACAGAAGAUUAUCAAGCGGGUCAUUGCCCUGGAGGGAGACUUCAUCAAGACUCUUGGCUAUAAGAAUCGCUAUGUGAGGGUUCCUGAUGGGCACUUUUGGAUAGAGGGAGACCAUCAUGGCCACAGUCUGGACAGCAACAGCUUUGGACCGGUGUCUCUGGGACUGAUUCACGGCAAGGCCUCCCACAUAAUCUGGCCGCCCAAUCGGUGGCAGAGGAUUGAGCCAUCCCUGCCCCCUGAACGAGGGCCGUUACUGAACUGGAACACGACGCCCGAGGAAGAUGAGGACUGAGGAAGUGCUGUCUCCUCCCAGCCUGCACAGUGACUAUAUACUGAGUCACGUCCCCCUGAAAUGGAAGAUCUGACUCCUGACAGACAGAUCAUGUCAAUAGGACUUCAUUGUUUCAGUGGCUCAAUAGCCUUUACACAGUAUGUCAUGUUGAACACCAAGAUAAUAAGUAUAUUUGUUGUCGGAAUUUCAAAGCAACAAAUUGUUUGACCUGCUUUGAAAAACUUGGAACGUGGAGGAAGCCUUUAGUGGGAAACUGGCCUCGAUUCAGACCGGAAACAUAAAUACCCGUCCUAUAUGUUCUUAGAUGGACUUUCUAAGUGAAAUUGAAAAUGAAAAAGUCAAGUUCAUGGAAAUGGGUGUUCACAAAUCAGUGUGUGUGUAAUGGAAUGAAAAUGUUUGAAUUC
Molecule: messenger RNA, 1020 nt
Organism: Hypomesus transpacificus
Lineage: Eukaryota; Metazoa; Chordata; Actinopteri; Osmeriformes; Osmeridae
Gene: immp2l
Product: inner mitochondrial membrane peptidase subunit 2
Exons: 6
Coding region: 68-616 (182 amino acids)
Biological process (GO): mitochondrial respiratory chain complex assembly
Cellular component (GO): membrane; mitochondrial inner membrane peptidase complex
Molecular function (GO): serine-type endopeptidase activity
Source: RefSeq, a predicted model, not a curated record